GUAACUACUUUCAUUGCACAGUUGGGAUCACUGAAUCACGAAUUUGGAAUUGUUACGCUUUCAUUAUUAUCUUUUAAAUAUAUUUUUAAAUAUUAAUAAUUUAUAAAUAGUGAUAAUGUUUUCGCGUGCAAUAAAUAAGAUAUUUAGACGAUCAUAUUGUGAAAGAAUUUUAACAUGUCGUGUUUAUUCAUCAAAUACAUCACAACUAAAUACGGGCGAGGAACCUGAUCCGGCACCAAUAUUUUUUAAUCAGGAGACACAAGAGAUAUUGCAGUUAUUAACAAGAAUCGAUUAUAAGAAGGCUGUUAGAAAACGUUUGACUGGUAAAAGAUUACAAUGUCCUGAAUAUAAAUUUAUGACCGAUAAACAAUUAGAAGAAGCUUUGGAUCUUGGAAAAAAGAGAGCCCAUAAGCGUUUGCAAAUGCCUCCUGUAGUACAGACGAGAAAAGAAAUAAAUGUGAUAUUAAGUAAAGAUGAAGCAUUAGAGGGAUUUGAUACAAGUAAAUACGUUUUUACGGAUAUAAGUUUUGGUGUAAGAGAUAGGGAAAAAUUCAUAGUAAUUAGGGAAUUGGAUGGAACGCUUAGGUAUGCGAAAUGGGAAGAACGAGAAAGACUAAAUCAAGUCUAUAAUCCUAGAAGAGGAAAGGAAAUAGUACCUCCAAAAUUAUUUCAAGGAGAAUAUUUGGAGGAUUUAUUGAAGCGGGAAGUCUACGAAUAUAUAUUAGAUCGUGCUUGCAUUCAAUAUGAUCCAGACGAUCCAGAAUAUAAAAGGAUUACAGAGACAGUUUACGAAGAUAUAAAUAAAAAAAAGAAAUUCGAAUUUUUGAGAUCUACAAGACACUUUGGUCCUUUAGCAUUUUAUCUUGCUUGGAAUAAAAGUAUAGAUAAAUUGCUUUGCGAUAUAAUAGAAUUAGGAAAAAUGGAGGAAGCUGUGGCAUUAAUACGUCUCUAUCACAAGAUACAUCCUCAAGUAAAUUCAGCUACAACAAAGUGUGAAAGUGAAGAUCCUAUAAAAUUAAUAUUGCAUUAUGCAUCGUUAGAUUCACCUAUAGGUCCUUUGAUUAAGAAAAUUUUAGCAGCGUAUCAAGAAUUAGAGAGUGAAAGGCAGAAAGUAGCUGAAGGUAUUAAGACAUCUCAUGGUAUUAAUUCAGAUAAGUCAUAAUUUUUAAAUGUAUAAAUAAAUAAUGAACUAAAUAUAA
Vespa crabro (European hornet) is the source of this 1199-nucleotide messenger RNA. It is a transcript of the gene mRpS22, whose product is annotated as 28S ribosomal protein S22, mitochondrial. Gene Ontology annotation, molecular function: structural constituent of ribosome. The transcript is spliced from 3 exons. The coding region runs from base 116 to 1162 and encodes 348 amino acids. The record is from RefSeq and is a predicted model, not a curated record. NCBI's taxonomy places the organism in Eukaryota, Metazoa, Arthropoda, Insecta, Hymenoptera, Vespidae. Gene Ontology annotation, cellular component: mitochondrial small ribosomal subunit.